This is a messenger RNA of Gastrolobium bilobum, 1287 nucleotides long. RefSeq lists its product as uncharacterized. The record is from RefSeq and is a predicted model, not a curated record. The coding region runs from base 245 to 1042 and encodes 265 amino acids. Gene Ontology annotation, cellular component: ribonucleoprotein complex. Lineage: Eukaryota; Viridiplantae; Streptophyta; Magnoliopsida; Fabales; Fabaceae. The transcript is spliced from 2 exons. Gene Ontology annotation, molecular function: RNA binding.
AAAUGAAGAAAAAAGGGGAAAAAAGAAAAGAAAAAAAAGAAAAUCAAAACUUGAAAAGGGUGCGCAGUGUUCCUCGAAGAAGCUCGUUCAACGCGUGCAGCCCUAGUUAGGGUUUUCUCAUACCCGAUUUGUAAGAGCCUCCGUUUUCGGAUUCAUCUUUCGUGUGAUCUCAGCGCUGGAUCCGUAUCGUUAUCCUCCGUCGACCGAAGCGCCUUUUGCUCGAUCGUUCAGCGAUCUCGGAAACAUGUACGGACCGAGGGGGGCAAUGUUGGGAAGCGGGGGGGUUUCGGACGGGUACGAGGUUGGCUCAAAGAGACAAAGAAUGAUGGAAUCCAAUCCAUACUUCGCAGUGAGCAGCGGAGCAGGCAGCUUUCAACCUUAUGGAUAUGCUGGUGGCUUCCAGCCUCCUCCUCCCUUUCCUGUGGUUCGUCUCAGGGGGCUUCCAUUUAACUGCACCGAUAUUGACAUUUUGAAGUUCUUUGCUGGACUGACCAUUGUGGAUGUGUUGCUGGUCAACAAGAGUGGUCGUUUCUCAGGAGAGGCCUUUGUAGUCUUUGCAGGAGCAAUGCAGGUUGAGUUUGCUCUACAGAGAGAUCGACAGAACAUGGGUCGUAGAUAUGUGGAAGUAUUCAGGUGUAAGAAGCAGGAUUAUUACAAUGCUGUUGCUUCUGAAGUCAAUUAUGAAGGAAUAUACGAUAAUGACUACCAUGGAAGCCCUCCUCCAUCUCGGUCCAAGAGGUUCAGUGAUAAAGACCAAAUGGAAUACACUGAGAUAUUGAAGAUGCGUGGACUUCCAUUCGUAGUGACUAAAUCUCAAAUUGUUGAAUUUUUUAAAGAUUUCAAGCUGAUAGAAGAUAGGGUACACAUUGCAUGUCGCCCAGAUGGGAAAGCUACUGGAGAGGCAUAUGUGGAGUUUGUUUCUGCUGAUGAGGCUAAGAGAGCAAUGUGCAAGGAUAAAAUGACCAUCGGAUCAAGGUAUGUGGAGCUGUUUCCUUCUACACCAGAUGAAGCUAGACGAGCAGAGUCAAGAUCUAGGCAGUAAUUGAGAUAUUUUGCCAGGGAUUAUGUAUCUUGUUUUUAGGUCUUUAACCUUGUUACUCCUUUUGGUGAUACUACAAUCUUCUAUAUUAGAUUAUGUACUUCUAUUAUUAGUUCGACUUGCUGGUUAUAUUUGAAUGUCUGAAAUGGAUGCAUUAAUUGAUUGUUUAUAGAAAGGGCCUUAGAAUAUGCGGUUUCAGUAAAUUGUGUAGCCCCCCAAAGUUCCUUUCAGACAUGGCAGGCUUUUGU